AUGCUCGCAAACCUACUAGCUGCCAUUGCUUUCAACGCCGUGACGGCCAGCAGUCCUCUGGCAGACAGCUCCUUCGACUUCAUUGUCGUCGGCGGCGGCACCUCUGGGCUUGUUGUGGCAAAUCGACUGUCUGAGUCUCCUGACGUGCAGGUUCUGGUCAUUGAAGCAGGUUACUCGGCGCUGGACAAUGAGAACUCCACGUUCCCGGAGCUCUCCGGCUCGACGAAGACGAUCGACUGGCAAUAUAAAAGUGCGCCGCAAAAAUACGCUUAUGAUAGGAUUGAGUCACUACCUGGUGGCAGAGGAAUAGGCGGGUCUAGCCUCAUGAACGGUCUGUCUCAUGGAAUUAUCUUAACGCCUUUGAAGCUGACGAUUGACGCUUAG
Molecule: messenger RNA, 384 nt
Organism: Diaporthe citri
Lineage: Eukaryota; Fungi; Ascomycota; Sordariomycetes; Diaporthales; Diaporthaceae
Exons: 1
Coding region: 1-384 (127 amino acids)
Molecular function (GO): oxidoreductase activity; flavin adenine dinucleotide binding
Source: RefSeq, a predicted model, not a curated record